GCCUUAUCAUCCAACCUCAAUUCACAACCUUGCCUUCUCUGCCACUUUACUUUCCUCUCCUCUCUUCGAUUAAUCUCAUCAAAUUGAUCGCCGAUGACGUCCAAGAAGGACGACUGCGUCGAGCACGGGCGGCGGUGCGAGCGGCGGCGGAGGUGGCGGCGAGUCAUCGGAUGCAUCCUGCUCUUCCUAUUCCUGGUCCUGCUCGCCAUCUUCAUCACUUGGCUGGUGCUCCGCCCCACGAAGCCGCGGUUCUACCUGCGCGACGCGACGGUGAGCCAAUUCAACUACACCGGCCCGCCCAGCAACCUGCUGUCGACGGUGAUCCAGGUGACGGUGUCGUCGCGCAACCCGAACGACCGCAUCGGCAUCCACUUCGACCGCCUCGAAGCCUACGCCUCCUACCGGUACCAGCAGAUCACGCUCCGCUCCCACCUGACGCCGCUGUACCAGGGCCACAACGACGUCGUCUUAUGGUCGCCCAUCCUCUUCGGCCCCGCCAUCCCCAUCGCGCCCUACCUCUGCGACGCCAUCAAAGGCGACAUCGCCUCCGGCUUCCUACAACUCCGCGUCCGCCUAGACGGCCGGAUCAGGUGGAGCGUCGGCAGUUGGGACUCCGGCCACUACCACCUCUUCGUCGACUGCCCCGCCUUCCUCACCUUCCAGAACGGCAGAUCCACCGGCGAAGGCGCCAUCGUCAAGUUCCAGCAGUUGUCAUCCUGCAGCGUCGAGGUCUAACUUCCUCGGCUGCGGGCAGCCGGCAGCCUACUUGUUCAUUAAUUACGGCUACCUAAUCAAUCAAUUACCGUGUACUUUAAUUAAGUAUUUAUCGACGGGGGAGGAAGAAUAAUGCAACAGAUGCAAUCAAUUGUAUCGACUCUUCUUCUAUGAGUUGCCCUGUAAAUUAAGUGAAUGAUUGCAGCA
Messenger RNA from Zingiber officinale, 921 nucleotides. Its product is annotated as NDR1/HIN1-like protein 1. NCBI's taxonomy places the organism in Eukaryota, Viridiplantae, Streptophyta, Magnoliopsida, Zingiberales, Zingiberaceae. The coding region runs from base 94 to 735 and encodes 213 amino acids. The transcript has a single exon. The record is from RefSeq and is a predicted model, not a curated record. Gene Ontology annotation, biological process: defense response to other organism.